AUGUUCAACCAUGAAUCACUCGAUCAUUCCCAACCUUCUAUAAGGCUUUUAACCAUAUCGCCAAUCUUGUCAGCCGAAGGCCUCAUCCAGUGUUCCAUAUCGCAUACGACCAUAGACCAUGCGCCCUAUCGUUGCUUAUCGUACGCGUGGGGCGACCCUGAACCGAAGCAACUUGUAUUGAUGAACGGCGGAUAUUUCUACGUUCAACCGAAUCUAUUCGAAUUUCUGAAGGUCACCAGAGCCGACACUGCACGUACGACUCAUCGAUAUUGGAUAGACGCUGUUUGUAUCGAUCAGAACAACACGCCCGAACGCAAUUACCAAGUCAUGCAGAUGGGGAGGAUCUACUCUGGAGCCGAAACGGUCAUCGCAUGGCUCGGACCCGCGUCACAAGAGACAGUUUUACAUUAUCAUGGGAUUCUGCAGAUACCGCUGGAUGAUCCUAAUCUCCGUCGCCUUAUGAAAACGACCGUAUACAACGACUUAGCUGGUAAUCAAUAUUGGACCCGAGCAUGGAUUACACAAGAGCUCAUACUUGCACGCCGUAUCAGCGUUGCAAUUGGGUCACUAACUUUCACGAUCAAUAAGCUCCUAGAGAUGGUUCGUGCCAUCGGAUUCGCAUUCGCCAGACGUGAAGCCGUCAGCCAAGUAUCAGCUCUUGGUAGUAGCAGUCACAUCAUCGUUGGCAACCCUCUAGCAAGCCUUCUGUUAACGUUUCGUGACAAAAGAUGCAGCGUUGCCAGAGAUAGGGUCUUCUCACUACUUGCACUAUGCUCUGAGACAAAUGCUAUCACGGUCGAUUACGGUUGCUCGGGGUUUGAACUGGUGUACUCCAUCAUGAAGAGCAAUGAGCAUACCCUCUGCGCUUGUUCCACUCUCGUUCUUUGCCCGAGGUCAUGGACUGGGACUGAUGGAUCGAUGACUUCAAUUCGUGUGGGUUAUGGCAACUGGGACAUUAACGCUGCUGAGUCUGCACUAGAAGAGUCGGCGUUCUGA
Alternaria rosae is the source of this 996-nucleotide messenger RNA. RefSeq names its product heterokaryon incompatibility protein-domain-containing protein. The transcript is spliced from 2 exons. The record is from RefSeq and is a predicted model, not a curated record. The coding region runs from base 1 to 996 and encodes 331 amino acids. NCBI's taxonomy places the organism in Eukaryota, Fungi, Ascomycota, Dothideomycetes, Pleosporales, Pleosporaceae.